Penicillium samsonianum is the source of this 1764-nucleotide messenger RNA. Its product is annotated as SIR2-like domain-containing protein. The coding region runs from base 1 to 1764 and encodes 587 amino acids. The transcript has 3 exons. NCBI's taxonomy places the organism in Eukaryota, Fungi, Ascomycota, Eurotiomycetes, Eurotiales, Aspergillaceae. The record is from RefSeq and is a predicted model, not a curated record. Gene Ontology annotation, molecular function: protein binding.
AUGGUCAGCGAUUUAACUUCGCAGGGUCCGCUCAAUUCGACUAUCAUGGCCGAUUCCACUCCAGAAGAGGCGGCCCAGGAAGCUAGGAGUCUGGCAAGGGUCAAGGAGCAAGAUGAGGAAGCGAUGCGCCUAGAGCGCGAGGCCGUGCAAAAACUUCGAAAGAUUCGAAAAAACCGAAACCUAGUCAUAUGCGUUGGUUCAGGCGUGACUCUCUUCUCGACGAGGAAUGAUGACGGGGAAACCCGAGACCGAUUGAAGUGGGCGGGCUUUAUUGACAAUGGCUUCGGCUACCUCCAGAGACAAAAGCCGAGUUUCUACAGGGACAACCAGAGGAAAUUUGCCCAAGCAGCGAAGAUGCUCGACGACAAAGACCGCACAGUGGAAGAGGUCCUCUACGUCGCUAGUACACUGACACAAUUUAUGGGCACACAAUCUAUAGAUACACCUGACUAUUUUGCAGAUUGGUUUAGCACACAAUUCGAAACGCUCUAUGACUACGUGAAAUAUCCCGCCAUUCUCGAUAGUCUGAAUAAACUCCACGAAGCCGGUGUUACCCUUAUGACAACAAACUACGACGGCUUGAUCGAGCGCCAUUGCGGUUUGCAACCCCUCGAUGGCUCUCAGCCGCAGCGACUCGUGCGCUUCAACCGGAGAGAGUUAUCCGACACGGUCCUUCCCCCCCACGGCUACUGGGAGAACACAAAGCAUAUUGUGUUGGAUUCCCGACAGUACUAUGAGGUCCAGCGUAAAGACAACGACGUGCGACAGACGUUGGAAGACAUGUUGAAGGGGAGGACGGUGGUGUUUGUUGGCUGUGGAGCGGGCGUAGACGAUCCCAACUUUGGCCAACUCUUGCAGUGGCUUGGUAAGCAGCAGAGGGAUGUUAGCUACGGCCACUACAUCUUGCUUAAAAAAGGGGAUGAUUAUCCAGAGCUAGAAGGCUUGCCUUUGAGAAAGGUCCAUGUCGCGGAGUUCGAGGACAUUGCACAAUGGCUGGAUGACCUGUUGUUGGAUCCGAGCGGGAGCUCAGACGGCACUCCGAAUGCGGAGAUAAACCUCCGUCACCGGGCCAACCCACCGAUCACCUCAACACUACCUCCUGUUCCAAGAGUUAGAGUAGAUGCCCCUCCCUUAGCGGCGGCGCCUGCCGACCCACAUGCCCCUUUCGAUGCAACAACACGUAUGUCGCCAACCGCCUUGUGCGAGGAAGGCUCAGGACUCAUGCGCUCGUCGAAAGGCAACCGAAAGGCCGAAGCAGAGAUAUUCCAAAAGACGGGCACGCUUCAUCAAACCCUCGAAGGCCAUAGAGGCUGCGUCGAGGCCGUCGCAUUCUCGCCAGACUCCACAACACUUGCCUCGGCUGCAGAUGACAAGACUAUCCAGGUCUGGAAUGUAAACACGCUCCAUAGAAUCACUCGCCUCAGUACCAAUUCCUAUGGCGCUAUGGGCAAUGUUAGAGAUAUUGAUGAAGCGUUCCAGAAGGCAGCUGAGAAGGGCCACAUGCUGGCAACAAAACGGUUGCUCCAGAACUGUGAGAACAUCGCAUCCAGACGUGACUUCUGCGAGCAUAAAACAUCAAUAGCAUGCCAGCUGGCUUCUAUAGGGCUCUGUUGUGCGUGCGCCGAUCAAAGGCCCAUCUCAGACCACUAUGAAAUUUACGCCGAUGGUAAAGGUCUCACCCAAACCACAAAAAGGUGGCUGCACUAUUGUCCAUCAUGUAAACGUGAGCGUGGUCUACCUAAUACAGUGAGGGCGCUGGACUAA